Messenger RNA from Psammomys obesus (fat sand rat), 7799 nucleotides. RefSeq names its product heparan sulfate 2-O-sulfotransferase 1 (gene Hs2st1). The transcript has 7 exons. The record is from RefSeq and is a predicted model, not a curated record. Gene Ontology annotation, molecular function: heparan sulfate 2-sulfotransferase activity. Bases 339 to 1412 code for a protein of 357 amino acids. Gene Ontology annotation, cellular component: membrane. NCBI's taxonomy places the organism in Eukaryota, Metazoa, Chordata, Mammalia, Rodentia, Muridae.
CCGCAUCGCCGCCGGAGGAGCGCGCGGGCGCGAGCGAGCGACCGAGGGAGGGAAGGGAGGAAGCGAGGGAAGAGGGCGUGCGGCCGCGGGGUCCCGAAGCCAGGCAGCGGCGGCAGGAGGGCGCCGGGGCCGUCGAGUGGGCUCAGGAGGAGCGUGCACCGGGCAGCCGGCGCUGGCUCCCGCGGGCGGGAGACCGGAGAGGAGGAGGAGGAGGGGGUCGCCGCGGCGCGGCAGUCCGCGCAGCUCCCGGGUCGGGGUCUCCUCCCGGCGCCUCGGUCGCCCUCGGGGCCCCGCUCCCCGCCCCCCGCGGUAUGUCUUGAUCGCGAGCAGCGGGUUUCAUGGGGCUCCUCAGGAUUAUGAUGCCGCCCAAGUUGCAGCUGCUGGCGGUGGUGGCCUUCGCGGUGGCGAUGCUCUUCUUGGAGAACCAGAUCCAGAAGCUGGAGGAGUCCCGGGCGAAGCUAGAAAGGGCAAUUGCAAGACAUGAAGUACGAGAAAUUGAACAGCGACAUACAAUGGACGGCCCUCGGCAGGAUGCAGCUUUGGAUGAAGAAGAGGAUAUCGUCAUCAUUUAUAAUAGAGUUCCCAAAACUGCGAGCACCUCGUUCACCAAUAUCGCCUAUGACUUGUGUGCAAAGAAUAGAUACCAUGUUCUUCAUAUCAACACUACCAAAAAUAACCCAGUAAUGUCAUUGCAAGAUCAGGUACGCUUUGUAAAGAAUAUAACCACCUGGAACGAGAUGAAACCAGGCUUCUACCAUGGACACAUUUCUUAUUUGGAUUUUGCAAAAUUCGGUGUGAAGAAGAAGCCGAUUUAUAUUAACGUCAUCAGGGACCCUAUCGAGAGGCUAGUUUCCUACUAUUACUUUCUGAGGUUUGGAGAUGAUUACAGACCAGGAUUGAGGAGACGGAAACAAGGAGACAAAAAGACCUUCGAUGAAUGUGUGGCAGAAGGCGGCUCCGACUGUGCCCCAGAGAAGCUCUGGCUGCAGAUCCCCUUCUUCUGUGGCCACAGCUCCGAAUGCUGGAAUGUGGGGAGCAGAUGGGCUAUGGAUCAAGCUAAGUACAACCUAAUUAAUGAGUACUUCCUGGUGGGGGUUACCGAAGAGCUUGAAGACUUCAUCAUGUUACUGGAGGCAGCUUUGCCCCGGUUUUUCAGGGGUGCUACAGACCUCUACCGAACAGUAGGAAAGAAAUCUCACCUUAGGAAGACCACAGAGAAGAAACUGCCCACAAAGCAAACCAUCGCGAAGCUGCAGCAGUCUGACAUUUGGAAAAUGGAGAACGAGUUCUAUGAGUUUGCACUGGAACAGUUCCAAUUCACCAGAGCCCAUGCCGUCCGUGAGAAAGAUGGAGACCUCUACAUCCUGGCCCAGAACUUUUUCUAUGAAAAGAUCUACCCUAAGUCGAACUGAGCGCAGCCGUGGCCAGAGCCUUCCAAACCCAAACUUGACUCUGGCGCAUUCCGUGCUCCCAGCUUCCACCUGCUACUGUGUGUGCGAGCCUGGUCGCUGACCUGCACUGGGGAGCAGACAUGAAUGUCAAGAAACAUCCUGGCUGGGAUGUCGGCCUUAUAAGGAGUGCUUACGUUUCAGGCAUUUUUAUUUUUGUUUUCAUUUUCACGAUAGUUAUUAUCUCCUCCCGGUUGCGGUGUGGGGGACCUGGCAUUGCCUACAAUACACACAUGCAAACACACAUGCAAGUUAGCCAGAGGGCUGAAUUCCACUUCAGAAGAGGUUCUGAUUCUCUUGCUUUCGAUAAGCAUUUCUUUACCUCUCCUUGAAUGAAGAUGAACCCAUUUGCCACUCCCCUUCUGGAAGUUUGUGUGCACAGCUGUGCUGGAUAGUGCUAAGAAGUGUUUGACAGUUUUUGUUUUUGCGAAUCAUGUUUAAGAAAGGCUAUUGCAGUGUUUGAUCAUGUUCUCUCAGAUCUAUUUCUGCUACAGUUAGGUUUGCCCAUAUUUAUAUAGGCUUUUAUUUUAUGAUCGUUAGUGUUAAAAAAAUCAACUUAAAACCAGUAAUAAUAUUGUAAAAAGAUAAAGCAGUUAAAGCAGUAUUCCUGAUUCCUAUCUCCCCAGUAUCUGAUAUUGGGGUGAUAUUUAUAAGAAUGUUGACAACAUUAUCUGAGGCUUUCUUAAGGAUUUCCACACAUUAUCCAAAAAGUAAGUUUAGUAUUUGUUUUUCCAUGGCUUAUCUGUAACCCUGUCCACUGAAAUAUCAGUGAUUCCAUAUGGCGACUCCCAUCUGUGAGCUGUGAUAUGGGUAGGAUUUUCCUACUUCUGUACUUUUACCUGUAGACUAUUUUUACUAUGGUGCUUUAUAAUGUGUUUUAAAGCAUUGCAUUUACAAAAGAAAAAAUGAAAAGGCUGUAAAUAUUGCAUAUUUUAUGUAUUUGGACCAAAAAGUUACAAGUAAGUAGACAAAAGUGGUUUUGCACCAGUUUUAUUAUGUCAAGUAAAGUCAUCAGACCUACUAUUCUUGUAUUUCUCAUUUAAAUUACUGUUAUGAUGUCAUAGAAAUGAACUAACGUAGCCUUUCAAUUUUGAUAGAAAACAUUACUCGCCCUGAGGCAAUAGUGAUAAUGGAAAAAAUACUGGACAGAGUCUAAGGGUUUGAUUGCUGGUUCCAGCUGUGUUCCUUCCUGCUGUGUGAUGUUAGGCAAGUCACUUACCCUGUUUGCCUCAAUUUCCACAUCUUGAGAUUAGGAUACUAAUACCCGCUGGACCUACCUCACAGGGCUGUUGUGAGGACUAAGUAAGAUGGCGUGGAUGAGAGCACUUUGAAACUGUCAGUGGUGUUUAAAUGUAAGGUGUUGUCAUAGAGGUCUCUCUAACAUAGUUUCAUACUGCCCAUCCUUUUAACAACAAAAAGGGAAAAUCCACUUUUAAGCUUUAUAAGAAAAAAAACCCUUUACCUUGAUAUAAAUUUGUGUUUGAUAAAUAUCUUCUCAGUGUUUUAUCUUCUGUGUUUUAGCAACUAUUGAAAUGUGAAACACUUGUAAACUCUAGCAACUUGGGUUCUUCUUUAGUUGAUGAGGAGUGGGAAAAUCUUCUGCAAACUUGAAAGAUGUUCUUGUCUUUAUUUGACCUUUGUCAUUCAAAAAUGGUGGCUAUUUUACACCUAUGCUUGUUAAAAUAUGUUUUCUAGAGUUCAAUUCCUCUAUUAAUUCUUCACCUCCUUCUUCAGAUUCAGAAUUCAUAUUCCUCUCAGACAUACUUUUCUAAAGGAGUAAUUACUUGUAUAUUUAGUUUAAAUAAUUUCAAAAUAGGACCUCAUCAAACAAAGCAUUUUUAACAGAAGGUUUUGAAGUUUAUUUAUUGUGUAAUAAAGGGAGCAAAAAAACACUGCAUAUCAAAAACACUUACAGAGACUAAAGGAAUGAUCACCCUGUAUCACCCUGCCCUGCCAAUCUGAAAAUGUUAAGAGAACAUGGCCACAUUUUUCCCUCUCCCCCUUUCCAGUGAAAGCUAACAAGUUGUUUUCCUGCCCAGAGCUAAAGAGCUACUUCCAAACAGGUUAUUCUUGGGAGUCCACGAUAAAAUCUUUUAGGUGAUUAGGGUAGCCCUUAGUACACUAACUGGGGCGUUCUAUAAACUGUUCUCUUAAAAGACCCGAGUAAAUACAUUAGGUCUCUGUGACAGCCAUUCUUAUUGUUGCAAAGAAGCUGUCACAGACAACGUAAAAACAAACGACCGUGGUUAUAGCAUAGUAAAACCCUUAUUUAUAAAACAGCGGACAAAAUAGAUAUGGACCAUGAGCUGCAAGCCCCUGCACUGAGAGAUGGUCAGAGAGAAGCCAUGUCUGUGUCUGAACCAAAUUCCCCAAAGAGUUCGUGUACCUCCCACAUCUCCCAGAUUACGAUCCCGAGAACCGCUUUCUGACUCAGUCUCUCCCACAGAUUAUUCCAUUUUAUGUACAUCGCUUCCAGGUGACCACACUUUCCUAGUUUACCAGUUCAAAAUCGGGACUUUUUUUUUUUUUUUUAUCACUUCUGGGGGUGAAUAUGUUCAAAGUGUCCUUUCUGGAGACUGAGAAAAGGGUAGAUUUGCUUCUGUUUGAUUCAGUAGGAGUCCUGGUAGUCUGAGUCCUGAGAGUAUAUGACUUUACAAUCAAAUCAAUAGACCCACUGAGAUAGUGUGUGAUUUUUAAACAUGGCAAAGGUUAAUAGCAAAGCAAAUUAACCACUUUGAAUUUUGAAGAUAAUGUAUAUGUGUAUAUGUAUCUAUAUAUCUAUGUUUAUUUCCUACAAAAGAAGAGGUAGCUUUGUGUUCAACUUGUACCAACUGUUUUCUUAUUGCUGUGAAAUGGCAACUGUUGAUAAGCCACUGUGUUUUAAAAUGUCCUGGGGAGGAUAUAUUUUAUUUUACCAGGCUUUAAUCUGUAAAGUGUCACUUAAAUACAUCUGAUAGCAACACUUGAAGUACUGCAUGGGAGCUGCUUCUGUGUCCCGCAAUACAGUCACACAGUCUCAUGUCCUGCUGCUUCUGGACUCCUGGUGACUGGAUUUAAAUUACCAAAACCCACAAAACUGAAAGUUACUGACUUCUUAAACGACUAGCUUUCCUUUCUAUUCUGAAAAUUCAGCUAACCCCUAUAAUUUAAACCCUAUUGAUCUUCCUCAUUAUAUAUCCUGUUGGAAAUUCCUAAAAUUGUCUGCUCCAUCAGGGAAUUUACCAGAGUAUUUUGAUGUUGUAUUUGCAUAGAUAGAUAAAAAAUAGUUUGUAGAUGACAAUUCUCUCUUUUUUAAUAAAAUGAAAUUUUCAAAAAAAAGUCUAAAAGCACUAGAGAACUUAACUAACGCCCAGUUCCCUAUUGCAUAGCUGGUGUUCCGUUUCACAUUGAACUUCUGCUCAGAGGCCGUGUAUGUAAAUCGUUUUCAGACAUAGCUGUGGUCCCAGGAGCCUUUAUUAUGGGACUGUGGUACCUCCGCCUUCUAUGAAACUUGUCUCUUAGCUCGAAUGCUUCUGCUUCGUGAUACAUCAGUGCCCUUGCCCUUGCCCUUGCUGGGUCUUUGCAUGCUUGUACCCUGGGCAGAGUUACUGUGUGCGGGGCAGAGUGCUCUGUGGCAGUCUCCUGAGAGGAGAGCCCAUUCCAAAAGUGCUUCUACCUUGACUCCCCAGGAAUGCAGCUUCCUGAGCAGGAAUUUGAGGAGUCAGGUGAUCAUUUGGUCAGAUUCAUCCUUCACUUUAAGGUCAUGUGGUCUGGGAACCUUUGUAGCGCUAGUUAUGAAAUGAACCCUGAUGGUUAUGACCUGUUAAAAUGAAUUCUAGUGUCCAUAUGACCAGACUGCUGCAGCCUGCCGGGAGUGAGAUGUGAGCAUCUCCAAGGCAGUGUCCAGCGUGGUUUAGAGAAACAGACAUGGUAAUUGGGACCUUAGCUAAACAGCGCCUGUCCACCCCCUCCUUCCCAUUCCUCUGACCCCUUCCCACUCUCUUUCCCCCCCUUACCCUGCCCUCUCUACCCGCCAGGAUAAUUUAUGCUAGACUCUCCAACCUGAAACCAUUUUGUCACAUCUCUUGAAGAGAUGUUUAUCCCUUUCCUGCAGUGCUCUUGUAGCCUUUUGCUGUUGCAGUGUUUCAGUCUGCUACCUGGAGCAGAAGCUAUCGGAUCAACAGUGUGGGGAGUGGGGAUGUGGCAUGGUGUCCUGACUUAAUAUUUUCUUCUGCAUUGAUGCAUUGAUUUCUAAAGUGGCCUUGUGUUCAUUGUCAUCUGAUAUCUCAGAUAACUGUCACCAGAAAGUCCUACGUCAUCACCCAUCUGCAAAGUCUUCUUAAUUUGUGACAAGUUUUUAUGCAUAUUGACCUCUGUUGCCUUUGUAUUUAUUAGUCAUUGGUGUUGACAUUUCAGAUUGGAGAUGUAUAAGGUAUUUAUAAAUAAACAGCUAACAUGAGGAAAAGUAAAAUAGGGACAAGGCUGUUGGGGUAAGAGGAGGUGGGGUCAUGAAAAGGUUAGCCCUUGUGGAACUCUGUCCUUAGGGCAUGAUGUGGCUGACACAUCUUGAAAACAGCAGCAGUGCUACCAUAUGAGACCCUCACAAAUUUAGCAUUUUGCUUGUUUUAAGAUUUAUUAAUUUUAGCCAGGCAUAUAACCUCUGAGUAUAGGCAAAGAGGGAGGCAGAAGCAGGUGGAUCUCUUUGAGUUCAAGACCAGCCUGGUCAACAAAAUGAGUCCAGGACAGCCAAGGCUACACAGAGAAACCAAAUCUCAAAAAACCAAAAUCAUCAUCAUCAUCUCUUGAGUUCAAAGCCAUCCUAGUCUACAGAGUAAGUUCCAGAAUUACACAGUGAGACCCUGGGGGAAAAAAAAAAAACAAGAAAUAAAAUGUAUAGAUUUAUCUGUUGUGGUGGUGCACGCCUUUAAUUCCGUUUAAUUUCAGAACUUGGGAACCAGAGACAGAUAGAGCUCUGAACUCAAGGCCGCCCUGGUCGACAGUUUCUGAACAGCCAGUGCUACACAGUGAGGCUUGUUUAUUUUAUGUAUGAGGGUCUUGCCUGAGUGUAUGUAUGUGCAGCCUGUGCACACCUGAUACCCACCAAGAUCGGAAGAGGGUAUCAGGGCCCCUGGAACUGGUGUUUUGGGUUGUUGUAAGCCACCGUGCAAGUGCUGGGAACCAAACCAGUGUCCUCUGCAAGAGCAAGCCAAGCCAACUCUCCAUUCCUGAUACUUUGUCUUUAAAUUAAAAAAAAUAAUAAGAUGUCUUUGGUUUCUUUGGUGGGUAUGUGCGUGUGUGAUGCUGGGGGUGGAACUUGGGUGUUCUGCAAGAGCAGCAAGUGAGUUAACCCUUCAGUGAUCUCUCCAGUCCCAAGAUCACACUUUGAACAUAACUCCUUAGAAAGAAUGAGAGGGUAAUUAGAGCCUCACCUGAGAGUCGAGCUUCUUCUUGCCUAUCUCUCCAUCCCAGCUCUAUGUGGGAGAUUAUAGGAUGCUUGGUAGGUCGUUUAACUGGAGGGGGUACCCCACCUAGCCAGCCUUAAAGAGGUCACCCAUAUUGUGGCUGGACUUUUAGCUGGUAUACUGUUGGUCUCUCAGGUCCCUGUGGGUAAGCUGAAUAAGCUUGCUGGUUCACCAAGCCCUUUCAGAUUUAGAAUUUCAGCUACAAAGUCGUGAAAACAAUAAGAAACAUUGGUCAGUACACUCAGUUCUGAUCUCGCCAGUGAGCUGUAUUCUCACCUAGGCACCAAGUCAACUGGAAAUACAUACCUAAUUAAUGUUAAAAUCUGGUCCUUAGAAUCCUUGUAGAGCCAAUAUGCACAUGAGCCCAGUACCUAAAGGUUCAAGUGUUGAUCCUACAAACAGGAGUUGAUGUAUUUCAUGUAGCAUCCCUAGGAUCUGAAAUGUUUGUGGCAAUAACAGUCAAUUUGUAUAUAUUGUGUUGAAUCUGAUAACGUCCUCUUGAUAAUGUAGCUAGAUUGGGCCAUAGGAAAUGUAGAGUAUUUUCAGACUUUUAGGUGUUCUGUAUUGUUCUAUUUUUAAGCUUCUGUUAAUACUGACUAGUAUUCUGUUAAUACUGAAAGAACAAUAUAUAUUUGUAGAUAAACAACCUCUACAGUAAUUUCAUUUGAAGUUGGCCAAGCCUUCAGAAAAUGGCCAAGAGGGGAUAAGUAGCAUUAUUCAAACAAGAGGAACCAAAGUCUUAUUUUUUUCUUCUUUUAAAGUAAUUUAAAAUUCUCCAGAGGGUUAGUAAAUUGGGUUUCUUGACAGUGUGGUAGUCUGACCAGAUUGUGGAGCCUAUGAACAUUGGGGCUUGGGCUUUGGAUCCAUCCUGGGCCUGUUUAGAGGAGGCUGUGGCUAUUAAACUCUCUUG